Molecule: messenger RNA, 567 nt
Organism: Erinaceus europaeus (western European hedgehog)
Lineage: Eukaryota; Metazoa; Chordata; Mammalia; Eulipotyphla; Erinaceidae
Product: PRELI domain containing protein 3B-like
Exons: 1
Coding region: 55-462 (135 amino acids)
Biological process (GO): phospholipid transport
Cellular component (GO): mitochondrial intermembrane space
Molecular function (GO): phosphatidic acid transfer activity
Source: RefSeq, a predicted model, not a curated record
GGAGGCCCGGACGGACUUAAGAGCCACCCUUGGGAAACUGUUACAACAGCUAAAAUGCAGAAAUACCCAAACCCUAUGAACCCAAGUGUGGUUGGAGUUGAUGUAUUGGACAGACAUAUCGAUCCCUCUGGAAAGUUGCAUAGCCAUAGACUUCUUAGCACAGAGUGGGGACUGCUUUCCAUUGUGAAAUCUAUUAUCGGUGCAGCAAGAUCCAAAACAUAUGUGCAAGAACAUUCUGUAGUUGAUCCAGUAGAGAAAACAAUGGAACUUCAAUCUACUAAUAUUUCAUUUACAAAUAUGGUUUCAGUAGAUGAGAGACUUACCUACAAACCAUAUCCUCAGGACACAGAAAAAACUGUUUUGACUCAGGAAGCUAUCAUCACUGUAAAAGGAGUUAGUCUUAGUAGCUACCUGGAAGGGCUGAUGGCAAGUACAAUAUCGUCAAAUGCUAAUGAAGGCUGAGAAGCACUCAAAUGGGUAAUACAUAAAUUAAAUGCUGAGACUGAAGAAUUGACAGCCUCAGCAAGAGGAAGCAUCUGGACACCAACGGCAGCCGCAGCCUUUGUA